GCCCGCGCCCGCCAUGGACGUGGAGGAGGCGUUCCAGGCGGUGGGCGAGAUGGGCAUCUACCAGAUGUACCUGUGCCUCCUGCUGGCCGUGCUGCUGCAGCUCUAUGUGGCCACAGAGGCCAUCCUCAUUGCACUGGUUGGAGCCACACCGUCUUAUCACUGGGACCUGGCUGAACAGCUCCUGCCCAACCAGAGCCACAGCAACCAGUCCGCUGGCAGAGAACAGGCCCUGGGGGACUGGCUCCUGACCGCCAACAGCAGCGAGGCCCGCAAGCACGUGCACUUCAGCGGCAGCCUCACCUCCAUCGCCUCUGAGUGGUUUUUAAUUGCCAGCAGAUCAUACAAAGUCAGCCUGGCCAGCUCCUUCUUCUUCAGUGGUGUGUUUGUCGGCGUGAUCUCUUUUGGUCAGCUUUCAGAUCGCUUUGGGAGGAAAAGAGUCUACCUUACAGGUUUUGCUCUUGACAUCUUAUUUGCUAUUGCAAAUGGAUUUUCUCCCACAUAUGAGUUCUUUGCAAUAACUCGCUUUUUGGUGGGCAUGAUGAAUGGAGGGAUGUCCCUGGUGGCCUUUGUCUUGCUAAAUGAAUGUGUGGGCACCGCCUACUGGGCACUUGCAGGAUCGAUUGGCGGCCUCUUCUUUGCUGUCGGCAUCGCCCAGUACGCCCUGCUGGGGUAUUUCAUCCGCUCCUGGAGAAGCCUUGCUCUUCUGGUUAACCUGCAGGGAACAGUGGUCUUUCUCUUAUCUUUAUACAUUCCUGAAUCACCUCGUUGGUUAUACUCCCAGGGUCGACUGAGUGAGGCCGAGGAGGCACUGUACCUCAUCGCCAGGAGGAACCGCAAGCUCAGGUGCACGUUCUCACUAUCACAUCCGGCCAACCGGAGCGCCAAGGAGACAGGAAGUUUCCUGGAUCUCUUCCGGUACCGAGUUCUCUUGGGACACACCCUGAUCCUGAUGUUCAUCUGGUUUGUGUGCAGUCUGGUGUAUUAUGGCCUCACCCUGAGUGCGGGGGACCUAGGGGGAAGUAUUUAUGCCAACCUGGCCCUGUCCGGCCUUAUAGAGAUUCCAUCUUACCCUCUCUGCAUCUACCUCAUCAACCAAACGUGGUUUGGCCGGAAGCGGACAUUAGCAGCAUUUCUGUGCCUAGGAGGACUGUCUUGUCUUAUUGUGAUGUUUCUUCCUGAAAAGAAAGACACAGGUGUGUUUGCCGUGGUGAACAGCCAUUCCUUGUCCCUGCUGGGGAAGCUGACAAUCAGUGCUGCCUUUAAUAUUGUUUAUAUCUACACCUCAGAGCUCUACCCCACCAUCAUCAGGAAUGUUGGGCUUGGAGCUUGUUCCAUGUUCUCUCGAGUCGGGGGGAUCAUUGCCCCCUUUGUCCCCUCACUGAAGUAUGUGCAAUGGUCUCUGCCCUUCAUUGUGUUUGGAGCCACUGGCCUGACUUCUGGCCUUCUGAGUUUGUUAUUGCCAGAAACUCUGAACAGCCCUUUGCUGGAGACGUUUUCUGACCUUCAGGUCUACUCGUACCGAAGGCUGGGGGAGGAAGCCUUGUCUCUGCAAACCUUGGAUCCGCCACAGCCUGAGGACCAGAUGAGCACUUUAGGGAGUGAGAGUGAGGAAGAGGAGUUUUAUGAUGCCAACGAAGAGACUCACAUGAUCAAGUGAAGAGCCCUUGCUCCCAUUCAGUAGCCAAGGAGUGUGGCUCAUGCCUUAAGCUGGAACCCGCACAGGUGGGACUCAGCAUGGACCUACACUUUCCAGGACCAGAGAAAGUUGGAGAAGAGUGUCCAACAGAGGGACCAUCUCUGCAUCAAGGGAGUGGUUGUUCCUUGGUCCAGAAUUGAAGUUCACCUCACUGCCAUGACCUCUGGUCACAUUCCGGAGGGCUGACUGGUGUCUCAGUGUCAUCAUGUGGCCUGCCUUCCUCGCCGUCUCCGAGUGGAUAUGUGACACAUCUCACCACUUUACCAUGAUUAGCUCAGCCCUGCUUCAGAUUUCAUGUAGAAAUCUUUCAUCUGCCCCCGUCACCUGCUUCUCCUCACCAGGAAUCUUCUGGUGCAGGGUGAUGUGUCCAGAUGCCCUGCAACUUGGCCUCAGCUCGCUCUCAGCUUGUGCCUUUGGCCCGGAGAUGAUUGACCAGUAAAAGCCAAAUGCGCCAAAGCAAUUAACUGGGAUGAGGAGUGAGUGGCCUGGUCGCUCCCUUUCACACGCGCAUGGUGUGAUUUCUUUUGUUACCACUAGAAAGUUCUUCCAGGAAAAUGCCCCUGUGGGAUUUUACUAGCAGCAGUAGCUUCAAAAUCAUGCACAGCAAACAGCAAAGCUCUGUAAUAUGGAGGGCAGUUCUCAAGUGACAUGUUCUGCCUUGGAAGCUUUGAAAAAAUGCAGUUUUAAAUAAGGGAAUGAAGAAGAUUGUCUUUCAUAAUUUUUGUUUUCAACGUGCAAUGAGAGAUUUGGACAUUUAAGAACUCAAACUCUUUUUACCCAUGGUUACUUAUUUAGUCAGGAGGUACAGUAAUUUCAAGAAAAUGUACCUUUUAUUAAGUGCUUUCAGUGGUUUUCAAAUGAAUCAAAAAUCAUAUAUAAUUUCCUAAAACCCUGUGUUGCAAAAUACCCAUUUUUCAUGAAAUUUGAACUCUGUCAAGAGUGUGAACCAGAAGUCCACGUGCUGGGAUGGCUCUAGUUCAUGUCCCUAACCAAGGAAGUGUCUGUGUUCAGAAUUUCCAUGUCUGAUAAUCUCUCAGCAGUAGGGAGAGCACAGAGACAAAGGGAGCGUGUGGCCGUGGCUGCUUCUAGCAAUCUUAGGGGCAUGCCUCCCAGUUGGCUCCAGACAGGCCCCUGGUACCCCUCAUGCUUGCUUCUUGGCUCACAGUAUUCACAUCUGUCUUUGUAUUUGUUAAGCAUUUUUUUCUUUAUGCUUGUGAUUAUGUGUUGGGUUCUUGUAAACAGGAGCCACCUCCACUGUGUUCCCUGCUGUGCCCAGGACACCGGCCCCAACACGGUGAGCGCGUGUUUCUAGCCUUCAGGGAAACUGUGGAGCUCUCCCCAGGAUCAUCAUUGCCAGGCAGGUUUGACCCACACCCCCAAAUAUGGAGUCCUGCUUUGCUUUCUUAGAAAAUUGUCUGCCCACCAUUGGAAAAGGAAGAAUAAAAGGACUUACGGAGACUCCUAGCUCGUGUAAAAUGGUCAAGUAUUUAAAAUAAAGCAAUGAAAUAAUGUC
Jaculus jaculus (lesser Egyptian jerboa) is the source of this 3209-nucleotide messenger RNA. It is a transcript of the gene Slc22a15, whose product is annotated as solute carrier family 22 member 15. Lineage: Eukaryota; Metazoa; Chordata; Mammalia; Rodentia; Dipodidae. Bases 14 to 1657 code for a protein of 547 amino acids. Gene Ontology annotation, biological process: transmembrane transport. The record is from RefSeq and is a predicted model, not a curated record. Gene Ontology annotation, molecular function: transmembrane transporter activity. Gene Ontology annotation, cellular component: membrane. The transcript is spliced from 12 exons.